This is a messenger RNA of Chara braunii, 3419 nucleotides long. Lineage: Eukaryota; Viridiplantae; Streptophyta; Charophyceae; Charales; Characeae. The record is from the annotation of a GenBank genome assembly.
CGGUGGGUGUGACCUCCAUUCCUGAUUUUGACGAGGCGUGUAUUGGACACUCCCGUUGUGUCGCACGUGUUGGCCGCUCGUUGACUCUCCCUCCCGGUCGCCAUGGCUGCAGCUGUGGACAUGUACGGUGUUUCCGAGAAGAUGUCGAAGACCCAUCUGGAUGCAGUGACGCGGGACUACGUCUGCGAGCCUCGUCUAGAUUAUCGGACCGUCUCCGGUGUCGCUGGACCUCUUGUAAUCCUCGAUAAAGUGAAGAAACCAAAAUUUGCGGAGAUUGUCGAACUGAGGCUUGGUGAUGGGACCUCUAGGAGAGGGCAGGUUUUGGAGGUGGAUGGAGAAAGAGCGGUCGUCCAGGUGUUUGAAGGAACGUCUGGCAUUGAUAACAAGGGGACAACUGUCGAGUUCACUGGAGAGGUCUUGAAGACCCCAGUUUCUCGGGACAUGCUGGGACGCAUCUUCAAUGGAUCUGGAAAGCCCAUUGACAACGGCCCCCCUAUUCUUGCUGAGGCUUACCUUGAUAUCUCAGGUAGUUCAAUCAACCCCAGCGAGCGAACUUAUCCUGAGGAGAUGAUUCAGACUGGGAUCUCCACAAUCGAUGUCAUGAACUCCAUCGCUAGAGGGCAGAAGAUUCCUCUGUUCUCGGCAGCAGGGUUGCCGCAUAAUGAAAUUGCUGCACAGAUCUGUCGGCAGGCUGGUCUCGUGAAAAAGCUGGAGAGGAGAGAUGACAUGCUUCAGGGGGAGGAUGACAACUUUGCCAUCGUGUUUGCGGCCAUGGGUGUGAACAUGGAGACAGCACAGUUUUUCAAGAGGGACUUCGAGGAGAAUGGCUCGAUGGAAAGAAUCACUAUGUUCUUGAACCUGGCAAAUGACCCUACCAUUGAGCGUAUCAUUACUCCACGUAUUGCAUUGACGACAGCAGAGUACCUUGCAUACGAGUGUGACAAGCAUGUCUUGGUCAUUCUCACGGACAUGAGCUCUUAUGCUGAUGCGCUUCGUGAGGUGUCAGCAGCUCGUGAAGAAGUGCCCGGGCGCCGUGGAUAUCCUGGUUAUAUGUAUACCGACUUGGCGACCAUCUAUGAGAGGGCAGGGCGUAUUGAGGGAAGGAAGGGAUCAAUUACUCAGAUUCCAAUUCUAACCAUGCCCAAUGAUGAUAUCACACAUCCAAUUCCUGAUUUGACUGGCUACAUUACAGAAGGGCAAAUCUACAUUGAUAGGCAGCUUCACAACAGACAGAUCUUUCCGCCAAUCAAUGUCUUGCCGUCGCUUUCCCGUCUCAUGAAGAGUGCUAUUGGUGAGGGAAUGACUCGUAAGGAUCAUUCUGAUGUAUCCAAUCAGCUGUAUGCGAACUAUGCUAUUGGAAAGGACGUGCAAGCCAUGAAGGCAGUUGUUGGUGAAGAGGCCUUGUCGUCUGAGGAUCUGCUGUAUUUGGAGUUCCUGGACAAGUUCGAACGGAAGUUUGUGUCACAGGGACCAUAUGAUGCACGAGAUAUUUAUCAGUCGCUGGAUCUUGCAUGGUCGUUGCUUCGGAUCUUCCCACGCGAGUUGUUGCGCCGUAUUCCUGGGAAAACUCUUGACCUGUUUUACAACAGGGUUGCUGAGUGAGAGCAGAGGGUAUGAAAUUAUCAGUCGUUUGAUUCUCCCAUGGUCGUUGCUUCUGGUCUUUCCACGGGAGUUGUUGCGCCGUAUUCCUGGGAAAACUCUUCGCCUGUUCUACAACAGGGUUGGUGAGUGAGAGCAGAGGAUAUGAAUGUGAUGACGUCUGUGUCAUCAUAUCAUUGCGUUCCUGCUACUACACAGUCAAAACAUUGUGGUCCUGUCCUGCAUCCAAGGAAGCUUCAACCAAUUUGUGUGUGUGAGCGUGUGUGUGUGUGUGUGUGUGUGUGUGUGUGUGUGUGUGUGAGAGAGAGAGAGAGAGAGAGGGUUGUCUAGAGGAGGAUGAAUGUGGUCGUGUCCUUGUCAAUGGAUUGUUUCGUCGCUGUGGCUAGACAGUUAUGAAUACCUUGUGGGACUGUUCUGUGUGCACCGCAGUUCCAAGAGAAGGCUGCUGCUGCUGUUGCUUUCUGUUAUCUCUAUCCACACUUGAGAAACAGUGUGGGGUAUGGCAGGGUCUUCAUCACUUGAUCACUUUAGCAGAGAGAGGAUUGCCUAGAGGAGAAUAAAUGUGGUCGUAUCGUCCAUGGAUUGUUUCGUCGCUGUGGCUAUACAGUUAUGAAAAACCUUGUGGGACUGUCGUGUGUGCACCGCAGUUCCAAGAGUGGCUGCUGCUGCUGUUGCUUUCUGUUAUCUCUAUCCACACUUGAUUACUGUGUGGGGUAUGACAGGGUCUUCAUCACUUGAUUACUGUAGCAGCCUGCACACAUCACUGUGUUUUCUUAGACCACCACUACCCCCACCACCCUAAAUUCGAGCAGACCGGUAGCACAGGUUCACGAGGACUACCAGUAGCCCAUGGGGAGGACCGGGCGGAGUGGCAAAAAUGGAAAAUGCGUUGAAUUGCCGCCGCAAUUUAUGUUGCGGUUGAACCAAUUUUGUUUAGUUAUUUUAUUUUUUUUUUCCUGGAAAAAUUACGACCAAAUCUAAAGUCCGUCCGAUUUUCAGGGCUUUUGAGUUAUUCUUCUGAGCACAAAAAAUCAAAGAAGUUGCUGAAAGUUGUGGGACUGGACCUGCCUGCACUGUAUGACCAGGAAAGCCGAAUUUCUGAUGUCGGGGGUAGUGGUGGUUUAAGUGAUUCAUUGUCGUCACACAGUAUAUAUCUUAUGUAACUCCUUAUUCUGCCUGUAUUGGGUAGUUACUUGCUCCACAGAUUUGGUGGCUGGUGCAUUUCUUCAUCUUCUGUGUUGCCAUUGAGAUUGGCCGCAUGGUACUGUUGGUGCUGUAAACGGCCUGUAAUAGGAGGGGUGGAAGGAGCAUCAGUCCAUGUUGCUGGCUGCAUGGGAGUUUGUGCUCACGGUUGCGCAUGAUUUUGAUUCCUGUUGCAUACUACUNUAGGAGGGGUGGAAGGAGCAUCAGUCCAUGUUGCUGGCUGCAUGGGAGUUUGUGCUCACGGUUGCGCAUGAUUUUGAUUCCUGUUGCAUACUACUACGUGCAUUACAUUCAGCAACAUGUGACGCGGUUGUGUGUGUGUGCGUGUGUGUGUGUGUGUGUGUGUGUGUGAGAGAGAGAGAGAGAGAGAGAGAGAGAGAGAGAGAGAGAGAGAUGUAUCCACUACUCUCAGUAAUAGGGAAGGCACUAACUGUAGAGAUAUCCUCGGCCAACAUCCUAAAGAUGCGCCAGAUAGGAGUAGAGGAUGAGAUGGUUUUGCUGAGAUGAAAUGCAUAAGUUUCGGUGAGAUGUUNGAUAUCCUCGGCCAACAUCCUAAAGAUGCGCCAGAUAGGAGUAGAGGAUGAGAUGGUUUUGCUGAGAUGAAAUGCAUAAGUUUC